Molecule: messenger RNA, 2669 nt
Organism: Acaulospora morrowiae
Lineage: Eukaryota; Fungi; Glomeromycota; Glomeromycetes; Diversisporales; Acaulosporaceae
Source: the annotation of a GenBank genome assembly
CUGCCGGACUUUAUAAUAAUCCCAAAUCAAGGAAGUUGCUAGUUCGUAUUUUAUGGCUUCUGACACUGGACGAUAGCCAAGGAAAUAUUUCGCGAGUGUUUGAAACUUAUAAUAAUAAGAGCGAAGUUCCUACUUGGUAUUGGAUAACUUUUAUCCCACAGCUCAUUGUCUGUCUGAUGCAUAAAGAAGCAAGACAUGCACGUACUAUUCUCAUGAAGAUUGCCAAACAAUAUCCACAGGCUUUACACUUCCAAUUGAGAACAGCCAAAGAAGAAUACAAACUUAUCAAAAAACAGGCAGCUCUUGCUGCCGCACAAGCUCGCGCUGGUCAAAUGGCAGCAUCUAAAGUGAAUGCACCGGGAACGCCAACUUCCAUGACGCAAAUGCCUUCUACCACUUCCGGAAAUGAGGGAAUGGCAUUGCCAUCUACACCACAAAUAAAUCCUGGUGUUAUGAAUGGAGGUGGACAUUCUCGAUCGGUCCAAGCAAGUCCGGAACAAUCAAGUCCUAUUCAAACGAGUCCUGGUCAGAUAACCUCUCAAGUAAUAAACAAUCCGAUGCCCCAAAGUCCAGCCAUGCAGAUUGGAAACAGUUCUAUGAAUGGCAUGGCUGCAUCACCACCAAACAUUUCAUCACAGACAACAAAUGUAGUUUCUAAUGGAGCUUCUCCCGGCGUUCCCGGCACACCUCUGAAUAGUCAUGCCUCGAUUCCGGGUACACCUUCAAAUAAUCAUGUAUUACCGACUACCCCAACUAAUGGCACACAAAACCAGGGAACAAGUAAUCCAACAAAUGGCACCCAAAAUCACAUUCCUUCAACGCCAACAAACGGAACAACGUCGAACAAUUUGCCUCAAACUCCGACAGGCAACAACAUGUCUGCGACUCCAACAAACGCUAAUAUUCAAGUUCACGUUCCAUCAACACCAACGACCGGAGGGAUUCAGAAUCACAUAACUGGAGCGUCAGUGAGCAACGUCGAACCUGGAAGAUCUCCAGUAAUAAAUGGUCCUAUUAAUAUGCAAAACUAUCCUUCAACGCCGCAACCUCAACAACCAAUAUCUAAGCAACCAUGGGAACAUGUUGAAGAUAUUAUGUCUAUCUUGAGGACAACUUUCCCACUGCUUGCACUUUCAAUGGAAACAAUGGUAGACCAAAUUCAACAACGUCUCAAACCAUCUUCAGACGAGGAUGUUUACCGGUUAAUUGUUGCCCUUCUAAACGAUGGCGUCCAGCAAAUAAUUUCUCGGCUUAUGAAUCAUCAUGAUGACGGUUUACUCAUGCCAAUAACUGAAGCGAAUAUCCGAAGAUUUGCUGAAAAUUUGUAUCCCGGCGCUAUCAGGACGGCCUUUGAAGAAGACUUUUUAAUUAAAAGGCCGAACUUGAUACAAUAUGUCGAUACCCUUCGAAAAUGGAGAGAUCGUUUUGAAAUUGUAUUGGACAGCAAACCUCGGACUCAAAAUCUGGAAUACUUUAGUCCAUAUUUAGUAGAGUUUCAACAUCAAAAAUUUGAGGAAAUUGAAGUCCCCGGACAGUAUUUAUUGCAUAAACAUCACAGCAACGAAGAAUUUGUCCGUAUAGAUCGAUUUAUGCCCGAAAUCGAGGUCAUUCGUUCUCAUAGUCUCUGCUAUCGAAGAAUUACUAUUCGUGGACACGAUGGUAGCCUGCAUCCAUUUGCUAUUCAACAUCCGUGUGCAAGACACAGUCGUCGUGAAGAAAGAAUCAUACAACUUUUCAGAAUAUUAAAUAGUGUAUUGGAACGUCGUAAGGAAAGUCGCAAAAGGAAUCUCUUCUUCCAUCUCCCGUUGAUAAUUCCAUUAGCGCCUCAAAUUAGAAUUAUUCAAGAUGACCCAUCGUAUUGUUCGUUACAAGAUAUCUAUGAAGACCACUGUGACACCACCGGAAGAUCAAAGGAUGAUGCGAUUAUUUAUUAUACAGAUAGUAUGAGAAAGAACAUGCAUAACGUUAGAGACAAGAAGGGUAUAAUAAACUUAAGAGCCGAUGUCGCAGAUCAGAUUUCGACGAAAUAUAUUCCAAACGAUACGGUGACGAAGUAUAUGACCAAGACUAUGAAGUCACACGAAGAUCUCUGGACUAUUAGAAAACAAUUUACCUCUCAGAUGGCAGCAAUAUCUUUUAUGACGUAUGUUAUGAGUAUCGGGCAAAGGUACCCGCAUAGAUUUAUGAUCUCACGAAACACAGGCAACAUCUGGACAACCGAAUUGCUUCCAAACUUUACUCAGCAAUACCCAAUGUUACACAACCCCGAAGCUGUGCCAUUCAGAUUUACUCGUAGUCUUCAACACUUUAUGACUAAAAUUGGCAUAGAAGGAGUAUUUAGCUCAGCCCUAAUGGCUAUUGGCCGCUGUCUCACAGAGCCCGAGUUUGAUCUUGGUCAAUAUCUUGAGGUUUUUAUUCGAGAUGAACUAAUCACCUGGCAUUAUAUGAGUCAAAAAGCAGUUAAUGAGCAACAACUUAGGAUGAAAGUGGCAGCAAAUGUGGAUCAAGUAGUUAACAGAGCACGGGAUCUCAGUUGUCUUGAUGCGGAUCACGAAAAGGCACUUAACAAUCCCAGACCAGUGAACAACUCUAUACCUGAUUUUAUAUCUUCUGCGAGCAACCCUCAAAAUUUAGCAGCCAUGGAAGUAAUCUGGAUGCAAUGGCUAUAG